AAAUAAAUAUUAUAGAAGAUUUUUUUUUUCUUUAAAAAAAAAAAACACAAAACACUUAUAAAAAAUCAGAAACAAAUUUACUCUUAGUUUUUAUCAGCCCAAUGGCAGAGGAUUUCCAGAUGGGAAAUGGCAACUGGUGGGAAUCAUCAAGAAACGAUUUUCACGGCGAAAUAACACCUGCAGCCUCCGAUCAAUCGUCCAAUGGCCGUGCGUUAGCCAACCAAAUGCUGGGCUUAGGCCUUUCUUCCGAAACCACCGAUUGGAACCAAGCUUUACUGCCAGGUGAAAAAGCCACGAGCGAUUUUCACCAGGAUUUUUCGUUCGAUCAAUCCCAUUUCAUGAGUCGAGCGGGUCCCAACAACAACAGCACCAUAACCGGCUCCCAGAAUCUUUCGACGGGCUUCAUGAGCUUGUUAAUGUCCGAAAAAUUUCAACAGCCGAACGAAAACCAGCCCAUGUUGAAUAACUAUACCUAUCCAAUAACAUCCACUACUACUGGCUAUGGUGUGGCUGACAGCAGCCAAUUGCAGUCCACCAACAUCAACACACCUUUAUGGAGUGGGCCCACGAACGAGCCGCCAGCUGUCAGGCCCGGUGGUCAGUCGUGUUUUUUUCCAACCGAACAGUUUGGUUCGAGCUUAAUGAGGAAGGAUCAAAAUGUGUCAAACAAAAGGUCGAGGAGCGAAACACCUUCAGCGUUGCCGGCUUUUAAAGUGAGAAAAGAAAAGAUGGGAGACAGAAUAACUGCGCUUCAACAAUUGGUCUCUCCUUUUGGAAAGACGGAUACGGCUUCUGUGCUUUCCGAAACUAUCGAAUACAUAAAAUUUCUACACGAACAAAUCGGUGCCUUAAGUAGUCCUUACACCAAAAGUGGAGCUCCCAUACACCACCAGCAGAGUUCAAGUAAGAACAAACUCGAUCCAGAGGGACCUCGUGAAGAUCUAAGAAGUCGCGGGCUAUGCUUAGUUCCGAUUUCCAGCACUUUGCCAGUGACUCAUGAUCAAACAACAGUUGAUUUCUGGGCUCCUACAUUUGGAGGAAGUUUCAGAUGAGUGAGGAUCAAAUUCCAUGUUUUUUUUUGUCACCAUACAAAUUUGAUAGAGAGAAAAGGAGGACUCUAAAAGAAUUAAAUAGCAUAAAAGUGAUCACUUUUUUAACCCAACCAAAUUAUCCGUGAUAGAAAAAAGAUUUGUGCAAGGAAAUGAAAAAAAGAUAGGAGAGCUUUAAUUUGGGACCAAUUGCAUGCAAAUGUUAGUCAUUUAAUAGUUCAAGAAUUAUGAUUAAAGGUUUGCUAUAUAGCUAGGAAUGAGGAUGAAAUAGUUUAGGGAGCAGUUCAUGUUGUUUAAUUUGUACCUGAAUUUAGCUGAGUGAAUGGAUAGAAAAGUAGCCUUUUGGUGGUGUACAAGUAUGUAUUAUUUUUUAGAUCUGCCAUUUGUUCACUUUAGUAUGUUAUAAUAUAUUGUUAUUGCCCCAAUUAAAAAAAAUAUAUAUAUGAAAUGAAAG
This is a messenger RNA of Striga asiatica, 1503 nucleotides long. The record is from the annotation of a GenBank genome assembly. NCBI's taxonomy places the organism in Eukaryota, Viridiplantae, Streptophyta, Magnoliopsida, Lamiales, Orobanchaceae.